Molecule: messenger RNA, 7083 nt
Organism: Diceros bicornis minor
Lineage: Eukaryota; Metazoa; Chordata; Mammalia; Perissodactyla; Rhinocerotidae
Gene: PHKA2
Product: phosphorylase kinase regulatory subunit alpha 2
Exons: 34
Coding region: 279-3992 (1237 amino acids)
Biological process (GO): glycogen metabolic process
Cellular component (GO): phosphorylase kinase complex
Molecular function (GO): calmodulin binding
Source: RefSeq, a predicted model, not a curated record
ACUGCUCCGGCCCGGCUCCGCGGAUUCCGCUCCGCGCCCAGGGGUGGAGCCGGAGGCGGGCCCGGGGGCGGGUCCAGGGCGUCCAGCUGGCCGCGGCCGGAGGGCCUGUUUCUCCAGCCUCCACUGGGGUCGGCGGCCGGCGGGGAGCGCCGGCUUCCAUCCCGAGAACUGACUGAGGCUCUGACUAUUUGGGAACCAGGCCCUCUUGGCGGCUGCAGCCCCGGUGUCCCACCUCCGCGCAGCAGGUCGGGCGCCGCGGCCCCGGGAGCAUCGCGGAGAUGAGGAGCAGGAGCAAUUCCGGGGUCCGCUUGGACGGAUACGCGCGGCUGGUGCAGCAAACCAUCCUGUGUUAUCAGAAUCCUGUCACGGGGCUGCUCUCCGCCAGUCAUGAGCAGAAGGACGCCUGGGUGCGGGAUAACAUCUACAGCAUCCUGGCCGUGUGGGGCCUGGGCAUGGCCUACCGCAAGAAUGCCGACCGUGAUGAAGACAAGGCCAAGGCCUACGAGUUGGAGCAGAAUGUGGUGAAACUGAUGCGGGGUCUUCUCCAGUGCAUGAUGAGACAGGUGGAUAAAGUGGAGAAGUUCAAGCACACUCAGAGUACCAAGGACAGCCUGCACGCCAAGUACAACACUGCCACCUGCAGCACAGUGGUGGGCGACGACGAGUGGGGCCACCUCCAGGUGGAUGCCACGUCCCUCUUCCUCCUGUUCCUGGCCCAAAUGACUGCCUCUGGUUUACGUGUUAUUUUCACCCUCGAUGAGGUAGCCUUCGUACAGAAUCUUGUCUUUUAUAUAGAAGCUGCAUAUAAAGUUGCUGAUUACGGAAUGUGGGAACGUGGAGAUAAAACGAACCAGGGCAUUCCAGAAUUGAAUGCAAGCUCUGUAGGAAUGGCCAAGGCAGCCCUUGAGGCAAUUGACGAACUGGACCUUUUUGGAGCUCAUGGAGGACGCAAGUCAGUGAUCCACGUCUUGCCCGAUGAGGUCGAACACUGCCAGUCUAUUCUGUUCUCCAUGCUGCCGAGAGCAUCGACUUCUAAAGAGAUUGAUGCUGGACUUCUUUCCAUUCUUUCUUUCCCGGCCUUUGCAGUAGAAGAUGUGAACCUUGUGAAUGUGACCAAAAAUGAAAUUAUUUCCAAGCUCCAGGGGCGUUACGGAUGCUGUCGCUUCCUUCGAGAUGGUUAUAAAACCCCAAGAGAGGACCCAAACCGAUUGCAUUAUGACCCUGCUGAACUCAAGCUCUUUGAAAACAUUGAAUGUGAAUGGCCUGUGUUCUGGACGUAUUUCAUAAUAGAUGGAGUCUUCAAUGGUGAUGCCGUUCAGGUCCAAGAAUACCGGGAGGCAUUGGAGGGAAUAUUAAUCAGAGGCGAGAACGGGAUCCACCUGGUGCCAGAACUCUACGCCAUCCCACCUAGCAAGGUAGACGAAGAGUAUAAGAACCCUCACACCGUGGACAGAGUUCCUCUGGGGAAGCUGCCCCAUCUGUGGGGUCAGUCUUUGUACAUCCUUAGCUCACUGUUGGCAGAGGGAUUCCUUGCCGCUGGCGAAAUUGAUCCCUUAAAUAGAAGAUUUUCCACUUCUGUCAAACCUGAUGUCGUAGUACAAGUUACUGUUCUGGCAGAAAACAACCACAUUAAGGAGCUGUUGAGGAAACAUGGGGUAGACGUCCAGAGUAUUGCUGACAUUCAUCCAAUCCGAGUCCAGCCAGGCCGGAUUCUUAGUCACAUAUACGCCAAGCUUGGACGGAAUAAGAAUCUGAAAUUGAGUGGGCGACCAUAUCGGCACAUUGGUGUCCUUGGAACAUCUAAACUAUAUGUGAUUAGGAACCAAAUCUUUACUUUCACACCCCAGUUCACUGACCAGCAUCACUUCUACCUGGCCCUGGACAACGAGAUGAUCGUGGAGAUGCUGAGGAUCGAGCUGGCCUACCUGUGCACUUGCUGGCGGAUGACGGGCAGACCCACGCUCACCUUCCCAAUCACCCACACCAUGCUCACAAAUGAUGGGUCAGAUAUUCAUUCUGCAGUUCUUUCAACAAUUAGAAAACUAGAGGAUGGAUAUUUUGGAGGAGCUAGAGUAAAAUUGGGAAACCUUUCGGAAUUUCUCACCACGUCUUUCUACACGUAUCUGACCUUCCUGGAUCCAGACUGUGAUGAGAAGUUGUUUGAUGAGACCAGCGAAGGGAACUUCAGUCCUGAUAGUGACUCAGAUUUGGGAGGAUAUUUGGAAGAAAUCUAUACUCAAGUCACAGAAAGCCAGGACGAACUUGACCAGUAUAUCAACCACCUCCUUCAGAGCACAUCCUUGAAGUGCUAUCUGCCCCCUCUUUGUAAGAAGACCGAAGACAGCCACGUUUUCAGUGCCGUCCACUCUACUCGGGAUAUACUUUCCGUGAUGGCAAAAGCAAAGGGUUUGGAAAUUCCAUUUGUUCCCAUAAUUUUGCCAACUAAAGUUCUAAGUGCCCACCGGAAAUCGCUGAAUCUUGUUGAUUCUCCUCAACCACUCCUAAAAAAGGCCCCCAAAGAUGACUUCCAGUGGCCCAGGGACGACCAUGGUGACGUGGACUGUGAGAAGCUGGUUGAGCAGCUGAAAGAUUGUUCGAACCUACAAGACCAAGCAGACAUUUUAUACAUUCUGUAUGUAAUAAAGGGCCCCAGCUGGGACACAAAUCUCUCUGGACAGCACGGGGUCACUGUUCACACCCUGCUCAGCGAGCUCUAUGGGAAAGCCGGCUUGAACCAGGAGUGGGGUUUGAUUCGCUAUAUCUCUGGCCUGCUCAGGAAGAAAGUGGAGGUCCUGGCUGAGGCCUGCACAGACCUGCUGUCACACCAGAAGCAGCUCACAGUGGGCCUGCCACCAGAGCCCCGGGAGAAGAUCAUCUCUGCGCCCCUUCCCCCCGAGGAGCUCACACAACUCAUCUACGAAGCCAGUGGGCAGGACAUCAGCAUCGCCGUUCUCACACAGGAGAUCGUGGUUUACCUGGCGAUGUACGUCAGGGCGCAACCCAGCCUCUUCGUGGAGAUGCUCCGACUCCGGAUUGGACUGAUCAUUCAGGUGAUGGCCACCGAGCUGGCGCGAAGCCUCAACUGUUCAGGAGAAGAAGCUUCUGAAAGUUUGAUGAACCUCAGCCCUUUCGAUAUGAAAAAUCUCUUGCACCAUAUUCUAAGUGGAAAAGAGUUUGGAGUUGAAAGAAGCGUGCGACCUAUCCAUUCCUCCACAUCCAGCCCUGCCAUCUCCAUCCAUGAGGUGGGCCAUACUGGAGUCACCAAAACCGAGAGGAGUGGCAUUAACAGGCUGAGGAGUGAGAUGCAACAGAUGACUAGGCGAUUUAGUGCUGACGAACAGCUCUUUUCUGUGAGCCAGACUGUGUCCAGCAGCGUGCAUUCCUCCAAGUCUGCGAGAUCCAGCACCCCAUCCUCACCCACGGGCACAUCAUCGUCAGACUCAGGCGGGCAUCACAUUGGCUGGGGGGAGCGGCAGGGCCAGUGGCUGCGCAGGAGAAGGCUGGACGGGGCCAUCAACAGGGUCCCUGUGGGAUUCUACCAGAAGGUGUGGAAGAUCCUUCAGAAGUGCCAUGGUCUGUCCAUCGAUGGUUAUGUGCUGCCAUCGUCAACGACACAAGAGAUGACCCCGCAGGAGAUCAAGUUUGCUGUCCACGUUGAGUCGGUGCUGAACCGCGUGCCCCAGCCCGAGUACCGGCAGCUGCUGGUGGAGGCCAUCAUGGUGCUGACACUACUCUCAGACACGGAGAUGAACAGCAUCGGGGGCAUCAUCCACGUGGACCAGAUCGUACAGGUGGCCAACCAGCUGUUCCUGCAGGACCAGAUGUCAAUUGGAGCCAUGGACACCCUGGAGAAAGACCAAGCCACGGGCAUUUGCCACUUCUUUUACGACAGCGCUCCGAGUGGAGCUUAUGGGACAAUGACCUACCUGACAAAGGCAGUGGCUUCUCAUUUGCAGGAAUUGCUGCCCAAUUCAGGCUGCCAGAUGCAAUAGGGCUCGGCACUGUGAGUUUGUCACUCACCCUCUAGCCUCCUUGGGAACUUUCGUCUGUUCCCCAAGAUCCCCUGUGCUGUCACAAAAGCAUGUCCCAUCAGAAACACUGGCAGGGAGGAGAUGGCGGUGACUGACCUGAAACCAAUGUACGUCCAAGCCACAGAAAGAGCCAGUGACUCCUGUAUUCCCCCAAGGAGCGCCAUGGGAUCGUUGUCUAGGCGCAUUUCACUGGAACAUUUGUCACAGCAGCUGGUCUCCUCGAGUCUGGGGAGGAAUUGGAAAUCGGUCUCAUUUGAGUGCAGAGCGAACUGAGAAGCCAGUCUAAAUUGGCUCUCGCAGAGUUACCGAAAUAGGUUGGAUGAGCUAGUGACACAUCUUAAAGAUGGAAAGAUCCUUCCAGCAGCAGUAGCUAGACGAGUGGACCUUGACAAGGGGAACAUCUUAACAGGAUGCAGUCUGGGGACCAAACCAUUUACUAAAUAGAAGAACUCUCUUUCUGUGGAAUUUUGGUUUGCUUGUGCUUUGCUUUUUUUCUUGGCCUCUUGUUUCAUUGGCAUAGCUGCGUUUGCGUGACAUAAUUCUCUCUCACGAAGAUUAAGAAAAUUGCUCCCAGUUAACUUUGGUUCGUGGUCUUCAAGGAUUAUCCUGGCCACCUAUGAAUUAAGGGUUUCUCCUGCCUUAUGAAAAAUCCCACAUUUUCCAGAAUCUAGCCAAAAAAAAAAAAAAAAAUGACAGUAGCUUCUUAUAGCUGGGCCAACUGUUGUUUUGGGGCUGGAGCAGGCAGAGAGUCCCUCUGGAAGGCCCGUGCCCCCCACCCCCCAUGGGGUGACCACUCUGGCAGGUGAUGGUACUGUCCCCCUGUGCUCUGGGGGAACCACGUGAUGACUGUGUGGCACCAGAUGCCAUGGGAAUUAGUGGUGUGCUCCCGCAGAAACAAUGCUUCCCUCUUAUGAUUGAGCCAGGCUGGGGACUCGAGCCCUCCUCGUGGAAACACCUGAACUUAACGCUCUCGGGUAGGCGUGGUUGGAGGCCUUGAGUGUAGAGGAGCAAGGACAAAUCCUGACAGGGCAGGGCCUCGACAAUGUCCUGGUGGAUGGAGUUUCUCUCCAGGCGUCAUCUUACCUUGGGGUGCUGGGGGUGGUGGACAACAACAGGGAAACAGUUUCUGUGAAUAAUGGACUUUGAAGGACAGUCCCCUGGUGGCCAAAUGGUGAGCUCUGACUGGUUGAGAGUGCUGGUUAGACAAAUGGUUAGAUUUGUCACGACUCUGCCUCUGAAAUGGGGGCGUGGCCAUUGGAUCUUUGCUCGGAAGUUUACGGGAAGGUGAAGAAAGCCGAUGCUCUAGCUGCUUUGAGGGGACGUCGCGGUGCCCGGCGCCCCUUAGAGUCAAGAUGCAGUACUGCCAGUUAUUCUGGAAGCAGAGGGAAGGCAGGGUGGCCUCGUGUUCCUGACGCUUCCUGCUAAAGAACCUCUCUUCAGUCCAAGCCAAAUACUUUGCAGUUGCCCCUGGAAGAGACGAUCUAGAACACAAUCUCAGUGCACCUCCCUGGGCUCGGUGGUGUUCAGGCACAGGACUUCAGUGCCUUUGUUUUCUGUUUCUUUGAAACCACAGAACUUUCCUUGCUGAGGUACAGAGUAGUUACGUAAAGGAAAAGGCCCCGGAAUCUCUCGAUUUCUGCUCCAGUGGCCUUCUGCAGUCUCCUCUUUCCCCCACUUCCUAUUAAUGUCAGUGUGUAAAACCUUUCUCCUCGGAUUACUAGAUCCUUCCCUCAUUUGUCAGCACAUGUGGAACGCUUUCUGUGUGCCAGGUGUAGGAACAUAAAGAUAAAUGAGACAUGACUCGGCGCUCAAGGACCUCACCCCAACGAGGAAGGCCAAUGUGAAAAGAUGACCAUGCUCUAGUGGGGCAGGGACGGUGUUGAGAGACGGACAUGGUGUGGGACCAGCAAGGUGGGGCCUGCCCAGAGCACUGGCAUUGGCAGGACAGAUCCCAGAGACAGUGGGGGCGGCCUGGCCUGCAGCUCUGGCCCAUGUGGCACAUAGCGUCGCCUGCUGCUGUGCCCGCCACCCUAGAUCCUACGGUGCCCUGCCUUCCCUGGGAAGCCUGUUUGCUCCCAUUUGCGUCUGAGGGUCCAGGGGGUCACAGCCACCCAGAUUUCAUAGCAGCAUUUUCAUAGCCUUUAUUUUCGGUGUCUUUAAGACAUGCUUGACAUAAACAAGGCUCAUGUAAUUCAUGUAAGAAAGGUACAGGGCUGGCCCCGUGGCUUAGUGGUUGAGUGCGUGCACUCUGCUGCUGGCCGCCAGGGUUCGGAUCCCGGGCGCGCACCGACGCACGGCUUCUCCGGCCAUGCUGAGGCCGCAUCCCACAUGCAGCAACUAGAAGGAUGUGCAGCUAUGACAUACAACUAUCUACUGGGGCUUUGGGGGAAAAAAAAUAAAUAAAUUUAAAAAUUAAAAAAAAAAUAAAGAAGAAAGGUACAAGCUGUGAAAGUCCUGGUUGCUUCUUGGGAGAAGGCUCAAGAAGAGUUACAGCCCUCCAAAAUGAGCCAGGUGCUAAUUUAGAACAUCACCUGCGUGUGGAUGACGUGCAAAGCCACAGCCGCUGUGUUUGGGCUCACCGACCGAGAUGUGGGCCGGGAGGAGAGCCAUAAUAAGCAAUUCCACCGAGCCUUCGGUUCACUCCUGAAACGUCUUUCAAACGAACUCCGGAAAUAGUACCGCCUUUCCACAGGCAUCAAGCCGUCAGCUUCAAAGAAGAACAGGCUUCUGAGGCUUGAUCCCUUUUGUGAGUAGCUGCUGCCCAGGCCAGGAAGAGCAACAGAUGUUCCCAGGGAUGGUGGAGGCCCUGUCCUGCCACCAUUCUGGCCUCAGCAGACUGGGCGUCCACGCCAGGAGAAGGCCGCCUGGCAGCCCCUGGAGCCUCGGGUCUGGGCUGGCGGAUUCUCCACCCCCGUGCUCUUUCCUAACUCCCUCAGAGAAGAGAGGCCAGUUUUGACCUUUGCUAGGGCUGGGGGGUAGCUGUUCUGUCUCAGAGCCAGAAACAAACGUUUCUUUUAACAUCCUCAGUUGAAAAGCAGCCAGCCGCCCCACC